CCAGGGAUCAGUCUGUCGCUACUUGGCCGCCUACUUGAGAAUAUAAUGUAUAAGCUCCAAAAUUAUGGGGAUUUUGGACAAAGGAUAAGUAUUAUUGAACAGAUUCUCGGGACCGGUCUGUCGCUACUUGUGUAUUUCUUGGCGUAUUCGGGCGCAAAAUUUGUAAUAGGCCUUCCGUUGGUAAUUGCAUUUCUGGUGAUCAAAUUCAAAAGGAGACAUUUGUCCAUGUAUCAUGCCAUUGAAGGCUUUUUGCAAACACAAAACAAUUUCAUGCCAAUCAGAUAUAACUACUCCCACAUAAAGAGAAUGACCAUAGGAUUCAAAGAAAAAUUAGGCGAGGGAGGUUACGGCAGUGUAUACAAAGGAAAGCUUCGUAGUGGAAGAGAUGUAGCAGUGAAGAUGUUGAACAAGCCUAAAGCUGGUGGUCAGGACUUCAUGAAUGAAGUAGCUACCAUUGGAAGGAUUCAUCAUGUCAAUGUGGUUGGACUCGUAGGGUAUUGUGUUGAGGGAACAAAGCGUGCUCUUGUGUACGACUUCAUGCCCAACGGAUCACUCGACAAGUACAUCAGCACCAGUCAAGAAGAAAGUCCUCUGUUAAGCUGGCAGAGGAAGUAUGACAUUACUCUUGGAAUGGCUCGAGGAAUAGGGUAUUUGCAUCGAGGCUGUGAUGUACGGAUUUUGCAUUUUGACAUCAAGCCACACAACAUUCUUUUGGAUGAGAAUUUCAUUCCAAAGAUUUCUGACUUUGGGCUUGCAAAAUUAUAUCCAACAGAUAAUAGCAUUGUGAAUCUCACAGCUGCUCGUGGAACAAUUGGAUAUGUAGCUCCAGAGUUGAUCAGCAGAAGCAUCGGAGCAAUCUCUUACAAAGCUGAUGUUUACAGCUUUGGAAUGUUGUUAAUGGAAAUGCUGGACUUGAAGAGACAUGAAGUUGCAAAUGAAGAAAAUUCCAGCCAAUAUUUUCCUUUUUAUAUUUACAACAAGUUCAACAAGGGGAAGGAGAUUCUGGUGCAUGAAGAAGCAAAUGAUGAUGAAAAGAAGAUGGCUAGAAAGCUGAGUUUAGUUGCGCUAUGGUGCAUACAAACAAAUCCGAUACAACGCCCUUCGAUGAGUAGAGUAUUAGAAAUGCUGGAAGGUGAAGUUGAAGUGCUAGAAGUACCUCCUCAGCCUAUUCAAUCUCAGCCGAUUGUUCUUCAGAUGAUGGGAAGUUCUAUGGCAUUUUCGUCUGAUUCAAUGGCUUUGUUAGAAAAUCCUGCUGAUAAUCCCAUUGAAGUAGACAUUUGUUCUGAUUGACUAUAGUUGAUGACUUGAUGUAAUGUUUAUGUGAAACAAAUAUAGCCGACGCAACAAUGUUUGGGACAAAGGUGUGUGUUGCUAUUGUCAUACUAGUUAUGCAAGGGGAAGUUACCAACCACAUGAAAGUUGUAGUAAAUGACCGACUAUCCACUUUAUGCGAGACAGAUGAUAGUCUAAGAUUGUAAUUUUUGUUUGUUUAACCACUGCAAAAUCAACUUCAGGUCUACAAAACAGAAGUUGGAAAAAUCUUAAUUCUUACACUUCAAUUUCAGACAAUUUUGAAAG
Messenger RNA from Solanum tuberosum (potato), 1578 nucleotides. Its product is annotated as glycerophosphodiester phosphodiesterase protein kinase domain-containing GDPDL2-like. The transcript is spliced from 4 exons. NCBI's taxonomy places the organism in Eukaryota, Viridiplantae, Streptophyta, Magnoliopsida, Solanales, Solanaceae. Gene Ontology annotation, molecular function: protein kinase activity; ATP binding. Gene Ontology annotation, biological process: protein phosphorylation. The coding region runs from base 46 to 1290 and encodes 414 amino acids. The record is from RefSeq and is a predicted model, not a curated record.